UGCUUCUCAGGCUCCAAGAGGAAAAAACAUGAAGAUUUUGUGGCUGAGUAUUUUUCUGUUUUUAUAUAGUAACUCAGCCUGGGCAAAAGAGAAGCAUUAUUACAUCGGAAUUAUUGAAACAACUUGGGACUAUGCCUCUGACAGUGAGCAGAAACUUAUCUCAGUUGACACGGGACAUCCCGAUACCUAUCUUCAAAAUGGCCCAAAUAGAAUUGGAAGGUUCUAUAAGAAGGCCUUGUAUCUUCAGUACACAAACAAAACCUUUACAACAGUUAUAGAAAAACCUAUCUGGCUGGGGUUUUUAGGCCCUAUUAUCAAAGCUGAAACUGGAGAUAAGGUUUAUGUACACUUCAAAAACUUUGCCUCUAGGCCCUACACUUUUCAUCCACAUGGAAUAACUUACUAUAAGGAACAUGAGGGGGCCAUCUAUCCUGAUAACACCACAGAUUUUCACAAAGCAGAUGACAAAGUGUAUCCAGGCGAACAGUACACAUACAUAUUGGAUGCCAGCCAAGACCAAAGUCCUGGUGAGGAAGAUAGCAAUUGUGUGACCAGGAUUUACCAUUCCCACAUUGAUGCUCCAAAAGAUAUCGCCUCAGGACUUAUCGGACCUUUAAUAAUCUGUAAAAAAGAUUCUCUGGAUAAUGAAAAAGAAAAAAAUAUUGACCAAGAAUUUGUGGUGAUGUUUUCUGUGGUGGAUGAAAAUCUCAGCUGGUACCUAGAUGACAACAUUAAAACCUAUUGCUCUGAACCAGAGAAAGUUGACAAAGAUGAUGAAGACUUCCAGGAGAGUAACAGGAUGUAUUCUGUGAAUGGAUACACUUUUGGAAGUCUCCCAGGACUCUCCAUGUGUGCAGAGGACAAAGUCAAAUGGUAUCUUUUUGGUAUGGGUAAUGAAGUGGAUGUGCAUGCAGCUUUCUUCCACGGCCAAGUGUUGACGAAUAAGAACUACCGGAUUGAUACAGUCAAUCUCUUUCCUGCUACCCUCUUCGAAGCUUUUAUGGUGGCCCAGAAUCCUGGAGAAUGGAUGCUUAGCUGUCAGAAUCUAAACCACCUGAAAGCUGGUCUCCAGGCCUUUUUCGAGGUACAAGACUGUAACAAGCCUUCAUCAGAGGACGAUAUCCACGGGAAACGUGUUAGACAUUACUACAUCGCUGCUGAGGAAAUCAUCUGGAACUAUGCACCUUCUGGAAUAGACAUCUUCACCAAAAAAAACUUAACAGCACCUGGAAGUGCUUCAGAGGUAUUUUUUGAACAGGGUUCUACAAGAAUUGGAGGAUCUUAUAAAAAGCUGGUUUAUCGUGAAUACACAGAUGCCUCCUUCACAAAUCAAAAGAAGAGAGGCCCUGAAGAGGAACAUCUUGGCCUCCUGGGUCCUGUCAUUUGGGCAGAGGUGGGAGAUAUGAUCAGAGUCACUUUCCAUAACAAAGGAGCGUAUCCCCUCAGUAUUGAGCCAACUGGGGUGAGGGUCAGUAAGAACAACGAGGGCACAUACUAUACCUCACUUCACAACCCCCUGAAUGAAAGUGUGCCUUCUCCUUCAGCUUCGCAUGUAGCACCCAAACAAACAUUCACCUACGAAUGGACUGUCCCCAAAGAAGUGGGACCCACUUACAAAGAUCCUGUCUGUCUAUCUAAGAUGUAUUAUUCUGCUGUGGAUCCCACCAAAGAUAUAUUCACUGGGCUUAUCGGGCCAAUGAAAAUAUGCAAGAAAGGAAGUUUACUUGCAAAUGGGAGACUGAAAAAUGUAGACAAGGAGUUCUACUUGUUUCCCACAGUGUUUGAUGAGAAUGAAAGUUUACUCCUGGAUGAAAAUAUUAGAAUGUUUACAACUGCACCUCAUCUGGUGAAUAAGGAAGAUGAAGACUUUCAGGAAUCUAAUAAGAUGCACUCCAUGAAUGGAUUCAUGUACGGGAAUCAGCCUGGUCUCAACAUGUGCCAAGGAGAUUCAGUCAUGUGGUACUUAUUCAGUGCUGGAAAUGAGGCUGAUGUACACGGGAUUUACUUUACCGGAAACACGUAUCUGUCAAAAGGAGAAAGAAGAGACACAGCAAACCUCUUCCCUCAAGCAAGUGUUACACUCCUCAUGCAGCCUGAUGCUAAAGGGACUUUUGAGGUUGAAUGCCUGACAACCGAUCACUACACAGGAGGCAUGAAGCAAAAGUACACGGUGAACAAAUGCAAGCAACAGAUUGACGAUCCAAACUUCUACCUGGCAGAGAGGACCUACUACAUUGCAGCAGUGGAGAUGGAAUGGGAUUAUUCCCCAAGCAGGGAAUGGGAACGGGAGCUGCAUCGCCUACAAGAACAAAAUGUUUCGAAUGCAUUUUUAGAUAAGGAAGAGUUUUACAUAGGCUCCAAGUACAAGAAAGUUGCGUAUCGGCAAUACACCGACAGCACGUUCAGAGUUCCCGUGGAGAGAAAGGCUGAAGAAGAACAUCUGGGCAUUCUAGGUCCACAACUUCAUGCAGAUGUUGGAAACAUAGUUAAAAUUAUCUUUAAAAACAUGGCCACAAGGCCCUACUCAAUACAUGCCCAUGGGGUGAAAACAGAGAGUUCUACAGUUACUCCAACUUUACCAGGUGAAACUCGCACUUACAUAUGGAAGAUCCCAGAAAGAUCCGGACCUGGAAUAGAGGAUUCUGCUUGUAUUCCAUGGGCUUACUAUUCAACUGUGGAUCAAGUUAAGGAUCUGUAUAGUGGAUUAAUUGGCCCACUGAUUGUUUGCCGGAGACAUUACAUGAAAGUAUUCAACCCCAUCACAAAACUGGAAUUUUCCCUUCUGUUUUUUGUUUUUGAUGAAAAUGAGUCCUGGUACAUAGAUGACAACAUCAAAACAUACUCUGAACACCCUGAGAAAGUAAACAAAGACAAUGAGGAAUUCAUAGAAAGCAAUAAAAUGCAUGCUAUUAAUGGAAGAAUGUUUGGGAACCUGCAAGGCCUCACGAUGCACGUGGGAGAUGAAGUCAACUGGUAUCUGAUGGGAAUGGGCAACGAAAUCGACUUGCACUCGGUACAUUUUCAUGGCCACAGCUUCAGGUACCAGCACAGGGGCAUUUAUAGUUCUGAUGUCUUUGACAUUUUCCCCGGGACAUACCAAACUCUAGAAAUGUUUCCAACGACACCUGGAAUCUGGUUACUCCACUGCCAUGUGACUGACCACAUUCAUGCUGGAAUGGAGACUACUUACACGGUUCUACCAAAUGAAGGUGAAUAUCGAGUUAGUAAUUCUAGAAGUCACAUAGCGUGAAUAUAAUUAAGAUGCACUACUUUGCCUAAAUACUUUCCCCAAUAUGAAGCAUUCGUGAAUUCGCUGCCCUGAUUUCUUCCUUUCCUACCUCCAAAUAGGAAUUUUUUUUUUUACUGCUAAAGGGUGUGGGAUACUGCUUAUCC
Neomonachus schauinslandi (Hawaiian monk seal) is the source of this 3393-nucleotide messenger RNA. RefSeq names its product ceruloplasmin. The transcript has 18 exons. Gene Ontology annotation, molecular function: copper ion binding; oxidoreductase activity. Lineage: Eukaryota; Metazoa; Chordata; Mammalia; Carnivora; Phocidae. Gene Ontology annotation, cellular component: plasma membrane. The record is from RefSeq and is a predicted model, not a curated record. Gene Ontology annotation, biological process: iron ion transport. Bases 29 to 3250 code for a protein of 1073 amino acids.